ACUCAGCAAAUACGAUUAAUCUGAAGUUGUUUCCAACAUAUCGAAAUCCACCAUCAGUAUAUUAUUAUCAAGUACCAAUUUGUACCGUUAAUCUUAAAGCAUUAAUGGAUGGUAAUUGGGAUAUCACCAUGAAAAAGAUUGCUGAAUUAGCUGAUGUAGAUUAUGAACUUGCUCGAAAGUGCAUGGAACACCUUUUUAAAUGUAUUAUUAUAGUUGAUACCUUUCAGUUUUCAAAUGUAUAUGCUGUGAAGCCUGAUAUUACAAGAGUAAUCGAAGACGAAACUGUUCAAAGUGAAUGUCUGUCUUAUGUGAGAAAACGAGGCAAAAUACCACUACCAUCUGCAAAGUUAUUUUCACUUUACUGUCAAUUGAAGCAUGGAUUAGA
This is a messenger RNA of Scutellospora calospora, 385 nucleotides long. The record is from the annotation of a GenBank genome assembly. NCBI's taxonomy places the organism in Eukaryota, Fungi, Glomeromycota, Glomeromycetes, Diversisporales, Gigasporaceae.